AUGCCGGAACCUUCGUUUAUUAUUGUCGACGAUGUCGCGACCACGAUUGCGAUCCGCGAUUCAAGUCGCCUCUUGCUCGAUCACCUACAUAAGGCGCUUGCGCGUAAUCAGGCAGCCACACCUGAUCCACGCUCUCUCAUACAGCCGCAGCAGGCGAGCCGACUACUAUCCCUGCCGACGGAGCUCCGAUUGAUGAUCUGCAAAUACAUGACUCUCUCACCUGCCUCUGCCGAUAGCCUUGCGUGGAAGGGUGCGUACUUUGCUUGCCGACAGUUACAGAAUGACAUGCGCGCCGAGCUCAAGCCAGAGCAAGAUCUUGCUAAAUACAUCGCGAGCAAUCAUGCAUCAUGGCAGCCGGAUAUCACGGUCGGCCUCAGACAUCCGCAGCUCAACCUUAUCCGCGAUAUUGCCGUCCACACACCUAUACCCGGGCAUGGGUAUGAUAUUGAAAGGUUCUGGAGCAAGACAAUGUCGUCUCUCUACGCGCUCUAUCUCAACCACCUCCAGGUUAUCCUCACAGGCUGCCACUUCUACCGACUUCCCUACUACGAUCUCAAGUCGUGGCGCUCGCACCUCUUUAUCGAUUACGUCGGCAAAGGCAAAGUUCAUUGCAAGAAAGUUACAUUUACGAUUGAUGAGUUAGCGAAUGAGAUGAAUGGAAGGAAGAUGUGUACGCGGAUUGCGAACGUCAUUCCGGGAACCAAGAUCCUUUAUCUAAUGGAGAUUGUGCAGGACGGGGUGGGCCGGCAGACAGAGCGGGUAUAUUCGAGUGAAGUAAGGUUCAGGCCCCUUCCUCUUCGCAACUAA
Molecule: messenger RNA, 807 nt
Organism: Cucurbitaria berberidis CBS 394.84
Lineage: Eukaryota; Fungi; Ascomycota; Dothideomycetes; Pleosporales; Cucurbitariaceae
Exons: 1
Coding region: 1-807 (268 amino acids)
Source: RefSeq, a predicted model, not a curated record